AAUCUGUACCUUUUUUCGCAGCCCAAGAGGAGAAAAUGGCAGUUAAUGCUCCGAUACCAUUCCGGAGUAUCUUUUAUCGAGGAUAUGGUGGAUGCGAUGGUGAAUGCAAUGAACAUAUAUUUAACAGAAUUGUAAAUGGAAAAGCCACCAUCAAAGAAGUUGUGGCCAACAUUCUAGAAAGUAACCAAGAAAAGAGGUGGUCUUUGACCUUCAAAAAGUUACAACAUCGUCAGAUUUUAAGACCGCUCACAACCUUAAUGAAAAAUAUUAAAAAAAUGAAAAUUUCAAAUUAUGCCAUAAGGCAAAAGAAAAAGGAAGGGGGGUCACCAACCCCAGAGAAAUGUGUGGUUGAUGAAGAACAACUGAAAAAAAUUCUCUUGGCAACAGAAAACACAGAAAUUGAAAAAUUGCUGCUGAACCAAGAGUUUCAGAAUGUCAGCAACCCGGUAAUGGAUGAUACCCCAGUGGACUGGAAUGAAGUUUUUGCCACUGUUUGGGGGAUAGUCCGUAGAGUUAUUCCUCAGAAAAUAUGGGGCUCACGACAACAUGGGGAUCAUAAAACUAAUCAUCAAGACUAUUAUCCUCGGGUAUAAACAAAGUUGUACUUGGAUCACUUGUUGAGAAAAAUCAACAUCGAGGAUAUCAGGUGGACUAAAAUGCUUCGUCCUAAGGACUCAAAGUUGAUUAUAGAAAAAUUUUUUCAUUGGGUAGUUGAAAAAAUUAUCCUCUUUGUUUUGAAAAGCUGUUACUAUAUAACAGAGGGUCAAUACCCUAACUAUGGUUUUCAGGUAUUUUAUUUUAAAAAAAAUGAAUGGCAGCGUAAGAAAACAGUUGCAAUGGGUAGUCUGUCAAAAAAAAAUGUAAAAAUUGAACCUAGAGAGAGCCGUUACUGUUUUCCUAAAACACCAUUGAUCAGGUUUAUACCAAAAGGAAAAGGUGUAAGACCUCUGAUUGCAAUAGGGAAUGGAUGUCUAAGUAAUGAAGAGUUAACUCGCUCUCGAUUGUUGGUUGAGCAUUUGAUAAGGAAAAGGAAAUAUAAUACCUUUUCCUUAUCAUUUGCAGAUGCAUGGCAAAGCUAUGUAACAAAACUGGAAGAAAUUUCAGUCUCCAGCCCUCUAUAUUAUGUCCGUACAGACAUAAAAGGGGCAUUUGAUUCCAUAUCCCAUGAAAAACUAUUGGAGUUGUUGUGGGAACAAAUAGAAGAAUUACCACAAACUCUUCAGUUUGAACAAUACAUGUGCGAGAUGGGGAGAAAUGUUAGGAAAAAAUAUAUACCCUUAGAAAAUAAGAGAGAAAACGAAGAAGAACUUAUGAGGAGAAAGGGUUUCAGUCUAUUAAAUAGACAAUUAAUCAUUAAUCCUCGAAGGAUUUUUUAUAAGAUAAAAGAUUAUGUAAUGAACCAAUUCUUUAGAGAAGGAAAAAAUUAUUUUUCAUUAAUUUGUGGGUUAGCUCAAGGUGGCAAGUUAUCUUUUCAUCUCAGUGAUUUGUAUUAUAGCACAAUGUUGGAGACAUAUUUUGAUGAUUACAGCAAUGAAACCAGUAUGUUAGUAAAGAAGGCAGAUGAUAUCCUAUUUGUUUCUGUCCUUCAUAAAGAGGCAGAAAAAUUCUUGGGUAGAAUUCAGUCUGGUAUACCAGAAUUUAAUUGCAUUAUUAAUGAGGCAAAAACAUCUCACAAUGUGCUUGAAAGAUAUAAACAGCGCACCGUUUUUAAUGGAGUGGUUGUAUGUUUACACUCAAGACAGUUAUUUGUAAAUGUCUGUAGCUUGGCAAAUAGAUAUCCAAGGUACACUUUAACAUUAAACUGUCGUGAUGAACCUGAUAAAUUUGUUGAAACUCGCCUGAGACAAGUAAGCGCAGCACGUCUAACUUUGGAAGUGCUUAAUCCGGCAUACACCACACAUACAGGCAUUGUAAAAAAUGUCUGGCGUACUGGUGUAAUGGCUGGGGCAAGGCUUAUUCCAUUGUGGAAUGUUGUGCUUGUUCCAAGAGGGCCUGUAAAUGGUGAAAUUGUUGCUAAAACUGUUCUUAAAGUAGGAAAACAAAUGUUCAAACGUGUAGAAAAAACGUUCGAAUGUGUCAAUGCAGAAUUGUAUCUAUGUAAAGAGGUAAUUUUGGUGGCCUAUAUAAGUGGUGUUUAUUGGAUGCUUCGAAACACACUGUUUUCAACAUGGGUACAAAUUAGAUGUUAUUUGGAGGGCUACCUAAGAAUGUUACGACAAGCAGUGCCCCAUGACCAAUCUGUAUUCUUGCCAAAUUUGCUACUUUAGAUAUUUAUGCCCAUACAUAGAUACUCAUACUAAUUUUGCAUAUUAUGAUUUAUAUAUUUUGUGUGCUCUUUACUUUUGUGUUUUAUUGCUUUGAAUGGCUCACUUCUUCGAAUCAUUUGUAUUAACCAGUCAAAUGUAAGCUGGGCCAAUCUUUGAACUUAGUUCUUGGCUUACCAAUUAGUGCCCUGUGCCAGCACCCAUAGACAAGGCAAGGAGAGGGCUCACUGAGUCACUCCUACAGAAUGUGCCUGCUUACUACUGCAGCCAUACAUAUUGUGUUCCUACCAUUGUGUCUUUGUCUUAGGAUUCAUUAGUUAGAGAUGUUCUUGGUUCAUUAUGUCAAACUCUGAUUCUGUGCACUUAAUUAUACAAGCUUACUUACUAAAGGUGUGAAAAAGGGGGGGGGGGGUGUUUUAUGUUGGGCGGAAUUUUCUAUUUAUUAUUUUUUUAUGAAUUUUCCGUCAUUUCUGUAGUCUCGUAAAUUUACAUUUUGAGUUGCUUCCAGUAAGAUACUGUAUAUCAUUAUAGUGUUCUUAAAUGAUUUACUCAUUUAUUUUCAUUAAUUCACAAUAACUAUUGUCAAAAGUAGGACUGAAAAGUACUGUAUUUUGCAAUGGUGUUGUACAAUCAUUAGCAUUAUUUUCAGAUAUAUUUACUAUACUUUUCAUUAAAGUAUUUUAAUAGAUUCAAAAUAUAUUUUUUGUCUAAAAUAAUCUAUCAUUAUUAUUAAAGACAAACAAUUUCAGGAAAAGAAUAACAGAAUCCAAUUAUAUAAGUAAUUACACAAUUUCAAGAGAGAGAAUGACAGAUACAGAACUUUUCAAUUCUAUUCAGAAAAAAACUUUAAUUAUUUUUUUCCGGAAAAACUUUUUUAUUCUGUGUAAAAAUCCAUUUACAUCACCACUAUUUACUAUGUUUAAGGUUAUAUGGGACUCCCUAAUACCUAGUAUCCUCUUUUACCGAUCAUUAAUAUUAACUGAGUUUAAGGGGAUUAUACUAUGUCGAGAAACAUUUGUUCAGUAGAGUAUGCUAUAAAUUUUUAAUGAAUGGUACUUUAGUUAUCAUCCUACAUUUCCACAGUCUGUGAGCAACACUGAACUGACCAAUUGGUCCACAACUGUUAUUGAGUGUUCCUGCUUGUGAUGCUAUGUAAAUAUAAAUUUUAUUUUAUUUAUAUGAGAAGUGAACACAACUUGCUGUAGACAGUUUUGUGGAAAGUUCUACAUCCUAUACCCAAGACUGUGUGUGAGUGCAUGUAGUAGGCCUGGAUGGAAUAAUUUUUGGGUUUACUUCCUAGGGCCAUCUGUGAACAGUGAACAAUGCAUUUUAAGGUGGUCCGAUUGGAAUUGUCUUCCAUACUCAGAGCAAUCUGUGAAGUCAACUUAGAAAAUCCAUCAUUUUAGAUAUUGUGAAUAUCAGUAACUGUAAUGAACUAAUUGAAAAGGUCCGCUUUAGGUAAAAAUUCACAGUCGUACAGUCAGUCUAAAAAGUCGUGUGAGUUCCGAACCCCGUAAAUAUUCGA
Homarus americanus (American lobster) is the source of this 3789-nucleotide messenger RNA. RefSeq names its product telomerase reverse transcriptase-like. Bases 657 to 2267 code for a protein of 536 amino acids. Gene Ontology annotation, molecular function: telomeric repeat DNA binding; telomerase RNA binding. The record is from RefSeq and is a predicted model, not a curated record. Gene Ontology annotation, biological process: telomere maintenance via telomerase. Gene Ontology annotation, cellular component: telomerase catalytic core complex. Lineage: Eukaryota; Metazoa; Arthropoda; Malacostraca; Decapoda; Nephropidae. The transcript has 4 exons.